Molecule: messenger RNA, 6882 nt
Organism: Polyodon spathula (Mississippi paddlefish)
Lineage: Eukaryota; Metazoa; Chordata; Actinopteri; Acipenseriformes; Polyodontidae
Product: palmitoyltransferase ZDHHC9-like
Exons: 9
Coding region: 888-2054 (388 amino acids)
Biological process (GO): protein targeting to membrane; peptidyl-L-cysteine S-palmitoylation
Cellular component (GO): Golgi apparatus; endoplasmic reticulum
Molecular function (GO): protein-cysteine S-palmitoyltransferase activity
Source: RefSeq, a predicted model, not a curated record
UGUUUCUUUGCCAUUGAUGAAGCCGCACACUCACGGAGCUUGCGGGAAGAAUCACAAGAGUGGGGAAAGGAAUAAAUCGGUCGCUUGCCGUGUCUGGGAAUCAUCGUCACUUUAACACGGCAGUCACACCUCGAACAGGAGGACCAUUACAAAAUAUAAAAAAACCAAACAUGCAUAUAUCUUAAUCCCCGCGAUUGACAAAGGUCAAAAGAAGACGCGUCGGCAUGAGAAAAAAAUCAAUUACAGUAAAAUUAAAUGAAUGCAUUUCCGAGGACCUCCAUGUGGAUUUUUGUGAAUAGACGGUGGUGAAAAUUCUGCAUUUGCUGUGCAAGAACUGGAUGUUAUCGAGAUAUUAAUAAGGGGACGUGUACAGCAAGUGUGGAUUGUAGAAAAACAAAACGAGGAUGUAUUAUCCGAUUUAAAUGGUGGAAUUUCGAAAAUAUAUCAAUACAUUUACCACAGGAUUAAACUUGAUUAAAAUAUAUACAGAUGCAUGUAUUUUAAGUAAGAACUAAAAUAUUCUAAAGGGUAAAAACAAACAAACAAAAAAGAUAAAGGAAUAUGCAAGCAUAAAAGCGAAGGAUUGUGAAAGACCAGAGCAAGCGUGAAUAAUUUGUUUACCAGCAGUACUGCGGUGGAAGUAAAAUAAAUCUAUAUAUUUAAAGAAGACAUUGCAAAAGGAUUAUUGUUUGUUUAAAUGUGAAAAAACUAUAUAUGAUUUUGUUGCUGGGGUGACAGACAAGUGGGUUGUGAAACCCUGGCGGUGGGACAAUCAGUCGUGGUAGAAAUUUUUAAAGGAACAUUUGACGCGACUGAAAUACAUUUUAAAAUACUUAAAUACAAAUUAAAAAAAAAAAGAAAAAGACAAUUCACACAAAGGCAAGAAAAUGUCGGCCGUAAUGGUGUCUAAGAAGGUGUUACGAAAAUGGGAAAAGCUCCCUGGGAAAAACACAUUUUGCUGUGACGGGAGAGUCAUGAUGGCAAGACAGAAGGGCGUGUUUUAUCUAACCCUGUUUCUCAUCGUCGGGACCUGCGCGCUGUUCUUCGCAUUCGAAUGCCCGUACCUGGCAGUUCACCUGUCCCCUGCCAUCCCUGUCUUUGCCAUCAUCCUGUUCUUCUUUGUCAUGGCAACGCUGCUGCGCACCAGCUUCAGUGACCCGGGGGUGCUGCCCAGAGCCUUGCCUGAUGAGGCCACCUUCAUCGAGAUGGAGAUCGAGGCAGCCAAUGGAAAUGUCCCAGCUGGCCAGCGCCCGCCUCCCCGGAUCAGAAACGUUCAAAUCAAUAACCAGAUUGUGAAGCUCAAGUACUGCUACACCUGCAAGAUCUUCCGUCCGCCCCGCGCCUCCCACUGCGGGAUCUGUGACAACUGUGUCGAGCGUUUUGAUCACCACUGCCCAUGGGUGGGGAAUUGCGUUGGGAAGAGGAACUACCGCUACUUCUACCUGUUCACGCUGUCGCUGUCCCUCCUCACCAUCUACAUCUUCACCUUCGACAUCGUCCACGUGGUGCUGCGCUCGGUGGAUUCUGGGUUUGUCAACACCCUCAAAGACACCCCUGGAACUGUGCUGGAGGUCGUGGUCUGCUUCUUCACGCUGUGGUCUGUGGUGGGACUGACAGGCUUUCAUACCUAUCUGGUGUCACUCAAUCAAACCACCAACGAAGACAUUAAAGGCUCAUGGUCGGGGAAGAACCGGGUGCAGAACCCCUACAGCCACCGAAACAUCAUGAAGAACUGCUGUGAGGUGCUGUGCGGGCCAAUGCAUCCCAGUGCUCUGGACCGGCGUGGGGAAUUGGUAGAGUUGCCCUUGGCCCCUGUCCCAAUACCAGCCUCAAAGAACAAUAAGGAGAACCCGCAAACUACUAAAGCCACAGCACCCCUGAUUUCCAACGAGCACACCCCUGAUGAUGUGAAGUCCAGCAUAGCGCCGGAGCUGGAGGGGGGCGUGGAAGUAAUGCCGUCCCCUUUGGAAAACAAGCAUCCUCCCAGCGAGCCGCCCACACCACCCCCAGCAGAGCCGGCAGAAACCACUGUGGAGCCCGACGGGGCCUUUUAACCGCAGGCUUGGCCAGUCUCCAGAAAGGGGAGAACGCCCUGAAUGCUUUCUUUUGCAGCAUUAAACAAUAACCAUACAUUCUGUGGAAGUGGGAAAAAAAAAAAAAAAAAAAAAAAAAAAAGUAAAGUAAGUAUCUUCGUUUGCAACUCUUCCUUUUAACCGGGAAACCGAAGAACUCUCGCGAGUCUCGUCUUAUCAUUCCGCCCGAUUGGCUAGUCCCUGUCACUCGGUGUGGGCCUCGCGUUCCUGCUUAUCCUCUCUGUGCAUUGGGCAGGUUUCUGUGUCAUUGAGAAAUAAUGAAGAUGUUUUUUUGUUUUUUUUUUGUUUUUUUUUGUCAAGUUGUGGGCCCGACAGUUUUGGUAUAGAUUGAAGGAUAUGACCACGGAGGCAAAAUUUUAACUCCAUCCAUUCAUGGGACAGAAGAAAUCAAACUUUGCAGACAGAUGCGAGUCGAUGGCUUGUUCUGAAGUGUUGUUACUGUUAAUAAUUUCUGUUGGUUUGUCUUUUUUUAUUUGUUUACGUUAUGAGAAGGUGAAAUCAGGUUUACUCUUAAUAUGAAUUUAUACAAAAAAAAAGAAAAUUAAAAAAACAGGCCUGACAUGAAGUAUAGUACUUGGUCAUCUGCUCCUGGAAAAAUCUUGCUAAGAGAACCUAAUGAAAUACCUGAAUCACUGCACAGAAUAAGAUUACAUUUUGAAAGCAGUGAUAGGAGUGCAUCGCAUAAUGCUGCAGUAGCACCUCUUAUAAGUUCAUUAAUGAAGGUAAUGUGUUUUAUAGAGGAAGUCACCUUGGAGAACACAUCCAGUCUCCUUAAAGUAGCAUGAUAGUGUCUUUAUUGGACAUGCAAGAAGAUUGACCCAGUUUUCUUUCUUCCCUUAUGCAAAACCAUUAAGAUCUUUGACUGCUGUGGCACUAUGUGUGUGUGUUUAUUUUAUUUUGGUAAACUCUUUGACUUCCAAUCCUGAUCUCUUGUGUGGUUUGUAGUUUGAUUGGUUGUGGACAAUAGGGUUUUGUGUUGUAGUGUUGUAAUUGUGGUUUCUUUUUACAGUUUUCAUUGCAAUACUGUACAAUGUUUUGCUACAUAACUGUGAUGAACUGGUUUGUUUUGUGUGUUUGGAGACGGGCUGCUCUUUCACUCCUCCAACGUUGAAGGACGACAGCAGAAAAACGAGGAAUCCUUGGCUUAUUACAGUUGUGUAAUCUAAUCCCGAAGGGUCAGUUCUACUCCCAUGUCUUGUUGGAUCCUAUUGUUGCCAAGAAUAUGCCGUUCAUUUAAUUGGAGCACCAGCAUUGUUGCAGAAGGGAGCAUAAACAAGAAGGGUUUUGUUUUGAGUGUUAUAUGUUUGUACCUGUGCCUUAUUUGAAGCUGCACUAUCCCAUGUUUCACACACCUGAGUUAGAACAUUUCUGAAGAAGCCUCUGCACUUCAGUCCGUGGGCGGUUUUUUGGAACUCCCUCGGAGAACGUUUCUUUGGCAGCAGCAUGACCUCGAUAUUAAAAGCCAUUUUUUGUCGCAGAGGGAAGAGAUGUACAAUCUAUAGUGUAGAUCCGGGCUAAACAAUAAAUGUGGAUUUUGUUGCAUGCUACACGUGACAAUUUUGAAAAAAAUAAUCGGACCUCUCCGGUCAGGAAAUGCUGAGCUAUCUGUAAUCUGGGUGGAAUGCAGCCUGGAUAAUGUGCUGUUUUAGAGAACAGGUUUAAUUGUCUUUUGUCCUUGUACUGAGCCAGAAAAAGAUUUGCAAGACUGGCUGUGGGCCCUUCCUAGCAGCAGCAAGGUUAAAAAUGGUGUACAAGUCAAGACUGCUACAUUUUUCGUUUAUAUUUAGUUAUUUGAUAAAUGAACUAAUUUGCUAGAAACCAGCUGUGUAUUCAGACAGCGGUUUAAUGUGACAAAGGGACUUUCCAUGUAAAGGUUAAUUGAACAUCGCAAGAUUUUUGGUUUCUGUCAGUGUUCUGGUGACCUUUUAGCAGGGUUGCCUGCACGUAUCCUAUUGCGUGUAAUUAGAGCAGUAAUCACGUCUGGGAUGGGGGAUUGAUUUAGAUGAACCGUAGAGCCUCGGUUCUGUCUGUCAGACAGUUUGUUUUCAUCUGCAUCAGCCCAAGAUAGUAUCGGUUUGAACUGAGUGAGGGGCAAUUUUCAUCACACUUUUUAAAAUCCUAGGACAGUAUUUUUCAGACAGUGGAAAACGUUUAAAUUAUCAAAAUGAGUACAUAACAAACUGGACAGAUUUUCAAGAGAGAGAAUUUCAAAAAACAAAAAGACAAUCCGAUUUAAAUACUAAAGCUGUUUUGGAGGCUUGCAGCUAAGAUUUCAUUGCUUUUCUAGGAGACUGUUAUUGCUUCCUCAGAGUCCAGAAGGUUUGGAUAUUAACUGGGCAAUAAUUAACACUGUUACUAAGUAAUGUUGUUGUAAUGUGUUAUUCCCCUACCUUAAAAACAAACUAAGCCUUAUUACCAGAUAUCUUCAGGAAUAUUGAAAAUUACACCCAUAACUAGUUAGUUUUUGCUCAGUUAGUAACAAGAGUGGCCUAUUUGGCGACUGGCACCUCUUCUUGUGUGAAUACAGUGUGCACCCUCUAAAGCCAUCCCUCUAGGAUGAACCCUAUACCUCAGGAUUUUUUGUUCCAGGUGUAGAAUAUACGUGCUAGUGACCAAAAUCAAAAUGUAAGUAUGUCAAGUCUCGAUGCAAACAAUUCAAGGGUUUGUAAUUAUUCUUUUUGUUAUUUAUAAUUAAAGCAAAUGAUAGAGUGAGCGAAAGAGAAAUAAAAAAAAAUCACUUGUAUAAUUGACCUUCCCUUUGCUUUGUAAUAACACUGUGAUUUAUGUAUACAAUUAUUAUUUUAUUUUUUAUUUACAAUUCACUUGCAUUUGCUUUUAGUUUUUUAAAUGAGGGAUUCAUUUGAUUGAUGUGUGUUUAAAUAAUUAAAGGAAGAAAAUGCUCUUGUCUUUUAUCUGUGUUAAAUGGGUGGCUGUUAUCUACUUUGUUUUCAAGCCUGUAUCAGGGCAUUCAUUUAGGGACAAUAUAACAUUACUAACUGUAAAUUAGUAGCCACAUGCUGAUGUGAAAGUGGUUAAAACUCAACCCGGACCGAGGCUCUGAACUUCACAAUGCGGUCAAUUAGCAGAAGUUAAUGCCUUCUGUACUCACUGAAACAAUGAAAUAUGUUAUAAAAUAGGCUUUUUUAUGUACUUGCAUUUUUUUUAGGUCUUACUUCUUAAAGCCACGCAUGGACAUGUUUGUAGACUGGGUCGUUUGUUUAGUUGGUUGGAAGCUGGUGCUGUUUUUAACAGCAGUCUUGAUAGUCAGAAUGCGAUCCAGUAUGGCUGUAGACAGUUGAUUUCUUAUGUCUGGUUUUAGAAGGUUCAUCUAAGAAAAAACAUUUCUAAUUUUUGCAGUAGUGCGUGGCAAAGCCAAUAUAAUAAUGCCAAACUUGGCAAGUGUAGGAAAACGUGGCUUGCCACUAGGUGUAGGCAUGAGCAUAAUUUCGUGCCAUUAUUCAGCAACCACUGCCAGAUCCCAUCUAAGAUCCAAGUCAGUCAAUUGGUACGGCAUAAGUUCAAUUUCUAGGCUAUUCAGCAUAUUUCCAAGAACAAUCUGUGGGGAAAAGCAUUGCAAGCUAGAAGUGGAAUUGCUUCUGUUGCACAUCUUCAGAAGCUACCGUUUGACCAGGGACACAAUAUAAAAAAAAAAACAGAUUUUCCUGUGGAAGCUAGCAUGGAUAUUUUUUCAUAUAUAGUAUUACCACUCAUAGCAUGUACCCUUGUAUUUACCUCAUAGACCUAAUGUGUAAUAGGUUUGAUAAUCCUUCUUCAGUGCCAUCAAACUUCUACAGUCGUGCAAUGAUAUUCAUGAUUCUCAGCUCCAGAAGUGUACAAUCUCUGAAAAGGGAAGUUAAUCUCAUAUACGAGGUUAGACUGCUAGACCGUCAGACUGUCUCAAGGAGACAGGUGCUUCAGUGGGUUAGUUGACUAGCAUGUUGUGCAGUCCUUCUGGGAUUGGUUUUAAAUCCAACUGUUUCCUUUUAUUUUCAAAGAAUUGGUUCAUGCCCCCUGUAGCUUUUCCAUGGAAGUGAGAUGGCACAAUGGGCUAAUUCACAAGCAAAUUGUGAUGUUCCCCUUGGAGUACUGGGCUCAAAUCCUGGUGAUUCCUUCCUUUAUUUCCAAAUAAUUGGUUAAUUGACUUUACUGGGUUUCAAUCCAGGCAAUUCGUUCCUGUUUUUUCGAACAAUUGGUUAAUUUGCCUUGUAAUCGGUGUGAAACACAGUUCCCCUGAGGGAGGUGGUGGUGCAGUGAGCUAAUCCCAUGGCCGCCUCUCCCUGAAGACAGUGGUUUGAAUCCAGCUCCCAGAGGGGAGUUCCUGAGGUAAGUGUUGAUGUUGGUUGUGUUUCCAUAGAUGGAGAAGACAACCUGCCUUGAGGAGGGAGGAGAGUGUAAGGUGGGGGUGGUGGUGUUGAAGAGAAGAGGAAGGAGGCAAACUGCAUGCACAAGUCUUUAAGACUCUCUUAAAAGUGAGACUUGUGCAUGUACUCCAAGGAGAAUUGUUUGAAAUCCCCAGGAUUUGAACUCAGUACUCCAAGGAGAACAUCUCAGUAUGUUUGUCAGUUAUCACACUGCACCACUCGGCUCCAUGCGAGAGUCUAGCCUUGCGAAUAAGAGCCUCUAUCAACCUCUAUAUUAUUCUUUUUAUACUUCAGACCACUGACACCAGUCUUUGAAAAUGAAAAGAAAACACGUGCCCUAGCAUGUGUUUAAACCCCCUAACCUGGGAGUCCCAAGCUCUAGCAACAGAGCUACCCAGCUACCUGUGAAAACUUUACAUAUUGUAGUU